GAUGUGUACAAAAGGGCUUGGUUCCAACCUCGCCACACUGCGUAUUCCAGUAUUAAAGGAAAUGAACUUAACACAGAAGAAGGACAUCUCGCUUUAACGAGGCCAGAAAAUGGCAUUCUCAUCCGUCACGAAGGCGAAAGAAUAUCUCAAAGGAUUUAGUAAAAUAUACAGCAAUUGCUAUAUGCAAGAUGAUUGUUCUGUUAAUAUAUCCAGUGUAUACGAAGAAACGCGUCCUAAGGAACCAGAAUAUUUGGCUCCGUUACGUGAAUGGGAAAAGAAAAUGGGAUUUGUAACAGCAAUUCGUUGGACGAGCGCUGUGCCUAUCGUAAUCUUCCAUUUGAUUACUGCUUUAUCAAUAGCUUAUGCUGUUAUUGCAGGCAGUAUACCCAAAUGGCAAACAUUUCUGUUUGGAUACUUCAUGGGUCAAGUGGCAGGAUUCGGAGUGACUGCCGGCGCACAUCGCUAUUGGACGCACAGAUCAUACAAAGCCACUUUUCCGCUGCAAAUGAUCCUCAUCAUCUGUUAUUCCGUUGCUGGUCAGAACAGUAUUUAUAACUGGGUGCGGGACCAUCGUAUCCAUCAUAAGUUCUCCGAAACGUCAGCUGACCCGCACGACGCUCGUCGUGGCUUUUUUUUCUCCCACGUGGGGUGGCUGAUGAUGAAGAAACAUCCAGCAGUCAUCAGAGAAGGAAGGAAGAUAAACAUGAGAGACAUAGCCAAUGAUCCGCUCGUCCAAUUCCAUACGAAGUACUUUGACGUCUUCAAAUUUGUCUUCUGCUUUUUUCUUCCGACGUUGAUACCUGUGUACGCUUGGCAAGAAACUUGGACUAACGCUAUUCUAUCACAGCCUAUAUUGAGAUACGCUUUAAGUCUCAACUUCACUUGGUCAGUCAACAGCUUCGCUCACAUUUGGGGAAAUAAACCUUACGACAGACACAUAAGCCCUGCUGAAAACUGGGGGGUAUCCGCCGUAGCGAUGGGUGAGGGAUGGCACAACUAUCACCACACAUUCCCGUGGGACUAUAAAGCAUCAGAACUGGCAUACAUCAACAAUGUCACAACAAGUCUCCUCAAUCUAUUCGCUAAAAUAGGUUGGGCGUACGACUUGAAACAAGCUUCGCCAAGUCUCAUUAAGUCCGUUAUAAACAACAGAGGACCAACUCAUCACCACUAACCACGGUAUUUAAAGAUGCAAAACUUGUGGCGGCUUGAAGUCAGGUGAAGAUAAGUAAUAAGCGCAUGCAUCAGUAAUCCAGAUGGUAUCUAAUAUUUUGUUAUGUACAUCUUGUCGUGCGAAAUUUCGAGCCACCGUAAAGUUUGGAUGGCACUAUAUUUUA
This is a messenger RNA of Papilio machaon (common yellow swallowtail), 1337 nucleotides long. RefSeq names its product acyl-CoA Delta-9 desaturase. The coding region runs from base 110 to 1174 and encodes 354 amino acids. NCBI's taxonomy places the organism in Eukaryota, Metazoa, Arthropoda, Insecta, Lepidoptera, Papilionidae. Gene Ontology annotation, biological process: unsaturated fatty acid biosynthetic process. Gene Ontology annotation, molecular function: iron ion binding; stearoyl-CoA 9-desaturase activity. Gene Ontology annotation, cellular component: endoplasmic reticulum membrane. The record is from RefSeq and is a predicted model, not a curated record. The transcript is spliced from 6 exons.